CUUUUGUUCUCCAAGCAGUCUGCUUUAGCCGGUGGAGGUCGCAUGUGUAGCGGGAGGCAUUCCGGUGGUGGAAGUACUUUCUUCCAUCAAGAAUGCGACUACGGAGCUCAGUAAUAGAAAACUAUAGCUAGCAACAGUAAGUGUUAUUUUUGAAACGGCGAGGUCGCGAUCUGCACAUACAAGUGUUGGGAACGGGAUCCUUCGAAGUUUUGUUGCCAUAACGAGGGGGUCCCAUCACAUUGGAACAGAACACCAUCAGGACUCCGGCUGCCCACGCAGACGCAGACGCAGCCGCAGACGCCCAAGCAGACGCGGCGGCCCACACAGACGCAGACGCAGUCGCAGACAGGAGGACAGGAGAAUGGCUGCCGACGCACUGACCGAGCCCGGCAGACUGGACAGGAGCGGCAGCUUCUUUAAGCUGAUCGACUCGUUCGCCUUGGAGAUCGGGGAGCUGAAGCAGGAGAUGGUGCAGACGGCCGCGCCCUCGGACCGGGGCCCGGACGCCGAGGUCCUGCAGGGGUUGGAGGGGGAGGUGAGCGGGGUGUACCUGCAGUCCCCCCCCUGCACCGGCUCGGUGGGGGUGCGGGACUCCGGGUACGACUCCCUGCGCAGACGCAUGAGCGUGCUGGACCGACUGACGCAGACGCACCCCGUCUGGCUGCUGCUGUCGCUAAGCGACGAGGAGGCUGCCCGGAUACUGCUGCGGCAGCCGCCGGGGAUGUUUUUGGUGAGGAAGUCGUCCACGCUUCAGAGGAAGGUGCUUUCCCUGCGCGUCGACGAUGCGUCUGGGCCUCCAGUCUGCGACUUCCCCAUGAAGGAGAGCCAGUACACAUUUUCUCUGGAGGGUUCUGGCAUCAGCUUCGCGGACCUCUUUCGCCUGGUGGCCUUCUACUGCAUCAGCAGGGACGUCCUGCCUUUCACCUUGAGGAUUCCGGAAGCCAUCGCUGCGGCCAAGACCCAGGCGGACCUGGAGGAGGUGGCCCAGCUGGGCGCAGUGUUUUGGGACUCCCCCCUGUGCAGCCGGAGGAGGAGCUCAGGGUCCCUGCCCCGCACGGCGGUCCAGGGCAACGUACAGCUGAGACGCCCGCCGGAGGGACAGACGCCCCCCCAUCCCCCCCCCACGGCCCCGCGGCCCCGCACCCCGUCCCAGUCCAGCGGGGCUCUCUGCUUCGUCAACCCCCUCUUCCUGCAGGCCCACCGCGGCGAGGGGGACCCCAGACCGGCGGGGCCGCCCGGCGCAGUCGCCGUCACCCCCGGCAACAGCAGCGCCAGCAGCGGCGGGAGCCAAACCGUCAGGAAGCUGCGCCCCCCUCCACCCCGCCCGCCGCCCCCCCGCACGCUACCCCGCCGGCCGCCCCCCCCGCCCAAGCAGAGGAGCAUGCCUGAAGCGACCGGCUGGGCCAGGCACCAGCCCGAAAAUCACCAGCAACAAGAGCAGCAGCCACAAAAUCAGCAGCAGCAGCAACAGCCACAAAAUCAGGAGCAGCAGCAGCAGCCCCUACAAACACGCCGAAGCUUCAUGGGCUCCAAGCUCAGCGGCCGCUCCUCUUCCUCAUCCUCCGCCUCGUCCUCCCCGCCCAAAAAGGUCAGCGCGCCCAUCCCGGUGCCCCCGCCCCGCAUGAAGAAGCAGGUGAGCGCCCCCGACCUGGACGGGCACCGCUGCCAGAUCGCCCUGGAGGACCAGACCAUCGAGCAGGCCCUGUCCCGCAGCCGGGCCAAGGUGCUCCUCAGGGUCCCCGCCGUGGACCACGGCAGCCCCAGCCCCCCCGGGGGGGGCGGGACGGAGCUGCGGAGAGCGGGCGGGGAGGGGGAGGGGGAGGAGGAGGAGGAGGGCCGGGGCGGGGGCCGGGGCCAGAGGCUGAGCGACAUGAGCAUCUCCACCUCCUCCUCCGACUCGCUGGACUUCACCCACGGCUUCUCCCUGCCGGAACCCGACCCGGCCGGCCGCCGCGACAGCAGCGAGGAAGAGGACGAGGAAGAGGAGGAGGACUACGGCGUGAGCGUGGAGAGCGACCAGGAGGGGCUCCACCCCCACCCCCCCUUCAACAAGUCCUUCAGGAAGCGGCGCGGCGGCGGCGGCGGCGGCGGUGGGGGCGGAGUCGGCGGCAGCCCCGCCUUCAUCCUGCCCCAGGCGCUGAAGGGCCACCUGCGCAAGAUGAGCGGCGUCUUCAACUCCUUCAUGACGCCGGAGAGGCGGGCGGUGCGCCGCAUCGCCGAGCUGUCCCGGGACAAGGGCUCCUACUUCGGCUGCCUGGUGCGGGACUACGUGGGCUUCCUGCAGGAGAACGCGGGCUGCCACACCUCCGGCCUGGACCUGCUGCAGACGCUGCGCCAGUUCGUCACGCAGAUGAAGGCCUACCUGUGCCAGAGCUCCGAGCUGGACCCGCCCAUCGAGUCCCUCAUCCCCGAGGACCAGAUCGACCAGGUGCUGGAGAAGGCCAUGCACAAGUGCGUGCUGAAGCCGCUGAAGGGCGUGGUGGACGCGGCUCUGCGGGACUUCCAGGUGAGCAGCGGGGCGUGGCAGCAGCUGCGGGAGAACCUGGCGCUGGCCAAGGCCAAGCGGCCGCAGGAGCUGGGCGUGGACGGCGCCCUCCCGCCCGACCCCGUCGCCAUCGAGAAGAUCCGCCACAAGUUCCACAACAUGUGCAAGAUGUACUCGCCCGAGAAGAAGGUCACGCUGCUGCUCCGGGUCUGCAAGCUCAUCUACACCAUCAUGGAGGACAACUCAGGGAGGAUGUACGGGGCGGAUGACUUCCUGCCCAUGCUGACCUACGUCCUGGCGCAGUGCGACAUGCCCCAGCUGGACGCUGAGAUCCAGUACAUGAUGGAGCUGCUGGAUCCGUCUCUGCUGCACGGAGAAGGCGGGUACUACCUGACCAGCGCAUACGGCGCCAUGUCGCUGAUCCGGAACUUCCAGGAGGAGCAGGCGGCCCGCGUGCUGAGCUCAGAGACCCGGGACACGCUGCACCAGUGGCACCGCCGCCGCACCGCGCAGCGCACCAUCCCCUCCGUGGACGACUUCCAGAACUACCUGCGCGUGGCCCUACAGGAAGUGGACAGCGGCUGCACAGCUAAGACGCUGCUGGUGCAGCCCUACUCCACCACCGAGGAGGUGUGCCUGCUCUGCGCCCACAAGUUCAAGGUGCCCGACCCCGAGAACCACGCCCUGUUCCUCCUGACGGAGGAGACCGGCCAGCAGCUGGCGCCGGACACGCACCCGCAGAAGAUCAAGGCGGAGAUCCACAGCCGGCCGCACACCCAGCCCUUCCACUUCGUGUACCGUCGCGUGCCCAACCUCAACCUGCAGGCGUCCGCCGACCAGCAGAACGGAAACCUGCUGCCCAACUGAAGCUCCGCGGGGGGGUGGGGGGGG
Molecule: messenger RNA, 3376 nt
Organism: Anguilla anguilla (European eel)
Lineage: Eukaryota; Metazoa; Chordata; Actinopteri; Anguilliformes; Anguillidae
Product: ras and Rab interactor 2-like
Biological process (GO): signal transduction; vesicle-mediated transport
Cellular component (GO): endocytic vesicle; cytosol
Molecular function (GO): guanyl-nucleotide exchange factor activity; small GTPase binding
Source: RefSeq, a predicted model, not a curated record